AACACCUCUUUAAUCUCAUGGCCAUGAUGGCCAUUGGAGAUUUGGUGGAUGAAGAACCAUUAGAACAGUCAUGAAUGGUCAAAGUGUAAAAUGUGAAAGGAGAUUAAGCUGAAGUUAAACACCAUGUUCCUACCACUGUGACAGAGCCCUUCCUCUCCUCUCUUCUGCUGCCCUGUUCAUCUCUUUCUUUUUAUUCGAUUCCUCUAUUCCAUUCCACACGCAUUGCUGCUACUGCUAUCUCAGCACCAGCCUUUUUUUUUUCCCCCUUUCUUUUUUCCGCUCUCCGCAACCGAGGAUUUUUCUUUUGAAAAAAGGAUUGCAACUUGCGGUUUUUUGGCGCACCUUGAUUACUCUAGAUUUUAUAGAGACGAAUGUGAGCGGUCAAAUCCUUCUUUUUAGCUUCUGUGCGUUGUGUUUUGUGCUCUUCUUUUGUCAGUUCGUGAAGGUGCUCUCCUGUUCUUGCGUGGCUGCUGCAACGAGAGGGAGUGGAGCGGCGGCCGGCCAUGGCACAGCCGAGUGCAUGGGAAGCGGAGAAGAUGUUGGAUGUGUACAUCCAUGAUUACCUGUUGAAGAGGAACUUGCAGAACACUGCGAAGGCCUUCCAAGCAGAAGGCAGCGUGUCUUCGGAUCCUGUUGCAAUUGAUGCCCCAGGGGGUUUCCUCUUGGAGUGGUGGUCAGUCUUCUGGGAUAUCUUCAUUGCAAGGACGAACGACAAGCAUUCUGAUGUUGCUGCUUCGUACAUCGAGACACAGUCAAUUAAAGCUCAAGAGCAGCAGCCAUCACAGCUGCAGCAGCAAGAGGUCCAUUCCCAGCAGUCCCCACGGCAGAUCCAAAUGCAGCAACUCCUGCUACAGAGGCAUGCACAACAGCAGCAGCAGCAGCACCAGAAUCAGCAGCAUUCACAGCAGCAACGCCGCCAGCAGAAGCAACAGCAGCGCAGUGAAGGCACUCAUUUACCCACAAGUGCACAGAAUGGUUUGAUUUCUUCCGAUCCUCCAACACGAAGCACAGCAGCUGCAAGUUCUUUGUCUGCAAAGAUGUAUGAGGAGAGGGUGAAAAAUUCUGUUCAAAGGGACACCUUAGAUGAAGCACCUGCAAAGCAAAGGUUUACAGAAAAUAUUGGGCAAUUGCUGGAAUCAAACUCGUCAUCUAUGGUGAAGUCCGUUGCAAUAUCAGCUCAGGCUUCAGGGCAAAUUUUCCAUGGAUCAGCUGGUGGCAUGUCAGGUACUUUGCAACAGGUUCAGGCCCGAAGCCAACAACUUCAGGCAUCAACACAGGAAAUGAAGGUAGACCCGAAUGCUGCUCUACACAUGAGAGCUGCAGGGGCAGAUGGGUCAUUAAUUGGAGUACCAGGCACUAACCCGGCAGGGAACAAUUUGACGUUGAAAGGGUGGCCUCUUACUGGGUUAGAUCAGCUUAGAUCUGGGUUUCUCCAACAGAAAUCUUUUAUGCAGUCUCCCCAACCAUUGCACCAUCUGCAAUUUCUCACUGCACAGCAACAGCAGCUUCUGCUUCAAGCACAACAAAAUAUGACUUCUUCACCUGGAGAGAUGGACAGCAGAAGGCUUCGGAUGCUUUUGAGCAGCCGAAACGUUGUUCCUGGUAGGGAUGGUCAAUCCAAUGCAUACACUGAAAUUAUUCCUAGUGUUGGCCCUUCAUUGCAAAGUAUGUGCUCACCUGUCCAGCGAAUGGAGACUGACAUGCUGAUGAAGAAGAUAGCAGCCAUACAACAGAACCAGCAGAGCAGCAACCAGCAACAGCUCCUUCAACAUACUUUACUUAGCCAGCAACCCCAAAUCUCUAGUCACCUUCCAGUCCAGCAGGAAAAAAUGGGGGCUGGAAGUGUUACUAUCGAUGGAAGCUUGUCUAAUUCAUUUCGUGGAAGUGAACAGGUUUCCAAGAAUCAGAAUGGGCGAAAGCGCAAACAGCCUAUCUCAUCAUCUGGUCCAGCCAAUAGCUCGGGCACUGUGAACACUGGAGUUCCUUCCUCAGAACCCUCAACUCCUUCAUCACAAAGCCCAGGAGACACAAUUUCAAUGCCCUCACUGCAUCACAAUACUAACUUAUCAAAGGCUUUGGUUGUUUGUGGUGCAAGUACACCAGUGGCAAUGGGAUCACCAACAAAUCAACUUACUGACAUGGAUCGUUUUGUGGAGGAUGGCUGCUUGGAAGAUAAUGUGGAGUCGUUCCUGUCACAUGAUGAUGCAGAUAGAAGAGACGCUGGCAAUCGCUGUAUGGAAUCCACUAAAGGAUUUAUCUUCCAAGAGAUCUCUUCUGUACAAGCAAGCACGAACAAGGUUGUAUGCUGCCACUUCUCAUCAGAUGGAAAAUUACUUGCUACCGGGGGUCAUGACAAGAAGGUGGUAUUGUGGCAUGCUGAAAACUUAAAACAGAAGUCAAUACUGGAGGAACAUUCUCUUCUGAUUACUGAUGUACGGUUCAGUCCAAGCAUUCCACGCCUUGCUACCUCCUCAUUUGAUAAAACUGUCAGGAUCUGGGAUGCUGACAAUCAAGGUUAUUCAAUUCGGACGUUCACUGGGCACUCAGCAUCUGUUAUGUCACUGGAUUUCCACCCCAACAAGGAUGACCUCAUUUGUUCUUGUGAUGGGGACAAUGAGAUACGAUUCUGGAGUAUCAACAGUGGAAACAUCGUUCGGAUUUUUAAGGGAGGCUCAAGCCAGCUGAGAUUUCAACCACGUCUUGGAGGAUAUCUUGCAGCAGCUUCAGAGAAUGCUGUCUCUAUACUUGAUGUGGAGACUCAAGCUUGCGUUAGGAGGUUUGAGGGCCACUCAAAUCAUGUCGAUUCUGUGUGCUGGGAUUCUACUGGUCACUAUGUUGUAUCUGUCAGUGAAGACACGGUAAAGGUAUGGUCUAUGAAUGCUGGGAGCGAUGAUCGUUGUGUGCAAGAGCUUAACUGCAGUGGGAGCAAGUUUCAUUCGUGUGCUUUCCACCCUUCAUAUCCAUCUUUGCUUAUCAUAGGUUGUUACCAGUCUCUUGAGCUGUGGGACAUGUCGGAGAACAGAACGAUGACCCUUGCGGCUCAUGACAGCCUCAUCACAGCAUUGGCAUCCUCGAGCUCUGGACUUGUUGCUUCCACAAGCCAUGACAAGUUCCUCAAGCUGUGGAAAUGAAGUUCUUCCAAGCUAGCUGCACUCUAACCCUCAAACUUUGGAUGGGCCUCUUUUCCUGAAUUUUUUUGGUCGCACCAUUAGCCCCCAAAAGGCUAUUGUGUGCUGAUGGUAUAAAGACUAUAUGGUAUAAUAUCCCCCCCAAAGUAGCUGGCUACUGCAUGACUGAAUAUAUGGCUAUCCUAGUAUACCUUUUGCUAACCCUGGGAAGGUGGAUUAGUACUAGCAUUUUGUACAGAACAUGAGCUAUGCUUUGUGUUAAUUAUAUAGUCUAUCUGAACCACUGAAGUGUCUAUGGUCUGAAUCCUGAAAACUUUACUGUUGCAUCUCUGCUAUAAACAUGAAGAAUGUUGUGGGAUUCUCGUCGCAGUUUCAAGGAGGCUUUUGUAACUGAAGAUGGCUGAACUGAAUUUCAGCAAGAAUGUCUGAAAUCUGGAAAAUUU
Molecule: messenger RNA, 3571 nt
Organism: Oryza brachyantha (malo sina)
Lineage: Eukaryota; Viridiplantae; Streptophyta; Magnoliopsida; Poales; Poaceae
Product: transcriptional corepressor LEUNIG-like
Exons: 18
Coding region: 504-3131 (875 amino acids)
Cellular component (GO): nucleus
Molecular function (GO): protein binding
Source: RefSeq, a predicted model, not a curated record